GCUGGGCUAAGGCUGCCAGAGACACAGGCAGGAAAUAUCAUGUGUGUGGGUGAAAGAAAGAAUGUGUGUGUUUAGGGACUUGUUUCUCCUUGCCUGACUGCUUUUCUCUCCGCUCUCUGCUCAGACGUGUUGUGUCCCACCGGCAACUCACUCUACAAGUAUGCUCCCCUUCAAGGCAACACCAGGUCAGUUUGGUCCAGAGGUCAGCGAGCCGGGCCUCCGAGUGUGGAGGGUGGAGAAGAUGAAGGCAGUGCCGCUGGCGCCCUCCGAGGUCGGAGCCUUUUUUAACGGGGACUCCUACCUGGUGCUGGAGAACCGUGGUGAACAGGGAGCCGACCUCCACAUGUGGAUAGGUGAGAAGUCGUCUAGGGACGAGCAGGUAGCGUGCGCCAUGCUGGCCACCACGCUGGACAACUUUCUGAGCGGUGACCCCAUUCAGCACAGGCAGGUCCAGGGCUACGAGUCCCCAGAGUUCAUGGCUCUGUUUCCCAGAGGGAUCAGCUACAAGGAUGGGGGAGUGGAGUCGGGCUUCAGGAGGCCUCAGGGCUCUGGGACGGUGCAGAGGUUGUACCAGAUCAAAGGAAAGCGCAACAUCCGUGCCAAGGAAGUGGAGCUGUCCUGGAGCAGUUUCAACAAAGGAGACUGCUUCAUCCUUGACCUCGGAGAGACCAUUGUGUCGUGGAUCGGGUCGCAGGCCAACAUCUUCGAGAAGCAGAAGGUGCGUGAGAUCGCCUCGCUGAUUCGUGACACGGACAGACACGGUAAAGCCAAAAUUGUGGACAGCAACGAGGGGGAGGAGCCUGAGGAGAUGCUCAAGGUCCUGGGACAGAUGCCUCAGCUGGCAGAGAGCACAACAGAGGAGGACAAGGAAGCAGACGUCUCCAACUCUGCCUCCCUCUACAAGGUGUCUGAUGCGACAGGUUCCAUGUCGAUGACCAAAGUGUCGGAGAAGAGCCCGUUUGCCAAGGAUCUGCUGGUUCGGGACGACUGCUUCAUUCUGGACAACGGCGCCAAUGGAAAGAUCUUUGUCUGGAAAGGUAACGGAGCAAACGCUGAGGAGAAGCAGGUUGCCCUUCAGAUGGCAGAUAACUUCAUCGAACAAAUGAAGUACCCCAGGAUGAAAACACAGGUGGAGAUACUUCCACAGGGGAAGGAGACCAUCAUCUUCAAGCAGUUCUUCAAGAACUGGAACUAAAACAUUUCAUGGGAACAUUUGACAAAAUCCUGCAAGCGAGGAGAAGAAGCUAUAUAUCUGAAAUCAGCCAGCAUCUGAUAUAGAAAUAAAACAUUUUUUAUAUGCAUUUACUUGUAUGUACAUAUUUGUAAGGUACCGUGCUGGCAGAGUGCACUGUAGCUAGUUUUGAAAGAGGUAGAAUAACAGAUGUGAUGCCACUUUUAUAAAUGCAAGUUUCUUCUUUUGAGAUUAUAAACAUCAUAAAUUAAAUGAGUUUGGAUUUUUUUUCUUCUUUUUUUACAUUUGUUCUAGUGUCACAGGUUUGCCUGCAUUUGAAAAAUAAAUCUAAAACUGCUUGCUAAAAGGCGUUGUUUGCUUUGUGAGAUGUUCCCCCACAACAAUGCCCAUGACAGUGAUUUUUGCAUAACCUUGUUUAAACCUCGCCCUCUCUGUUGCCAUGGCUGCGAGAAUAUACCUUGCACACGAUAACCCUGUUUGAGCACGUCACAGUCAUGGUCCACUGUAGUAUCAGUGCAGUACUUAUGUAAAGGUUCGAGGUACUUUAACUAGAUUAUGGUACCUUAUCCGUUUAUAGAAUAUGCCCAACAGUAUAUAGAUUGGUUAAAUUUGAUCCACUUACAACAGUGACAUGCUGCUUACACAUAAAUGCAUUAGUAAUAAUAAUCCCUAAUAAAAUAUUGCCUUUUUCACUCACAGGGCCAUUUUUAUACAUUAUGAGUACUUUUACUUUUGAUCCCUUAUGACGAUAGAACUUAACAUACCUUUGAUUUCAGUACUUUUACUUGUAACUAAGUAUUUUUAUUUUGUUGAGCUGCUACUUAACUAAAGUAAAGUUUAUAUUUCCUCCACUGCGGAUUAUGAUUUCAGUCAGAAUUAAUAUUUUUACAUCAGUACUCAAUGUGUUUUGAAUCCGUUUUUAAAGUGCUACAUU
Molecule: messenger RNA, 2126 nt
Organism: Anoplopoma fimbria (sablefish)
Lineage: Eukaryota; Metazoa; Chordata; Actinopteri; Perciformes; Anoplopomatidae
Gene: capgb
Product: capping protein (actin filament), gelsolin-like b
Exons: 9
Coding region: 161-1195 (344 amino acids)
Biological process (GO): actin polymerization or depolymerization; barbed-end actin filament capping; actin filament severing
Cellular component (GO): cytoplasm; actin cytoskeleton
Molecular function (GO): actin filament binding; phosphatidylinositol-4,5-bisphosphate binding
Source: RefSeq, a predicted model, not a curated record